This is a messenger RNA of Sycon ciliatum, 1617 nucleotides long. Its product is annotated as growth factor receptor-bound protein 2-like. Bases 249 to 890 code for a protein of 213 amino acids. The transcript has 5 exons. Gene Ontology annotation, molecular function: epidermal growth factor receptor binding; phosphotyrosine residue binding. The record is from RefSeq and is a predicted model, not a curated record. NCBI's taxonomy places the organism in Eukaryota, Metazoa, Porifera, Calcarea, Leucosolenida, Sycettidae. Gene Ontology annotation, biological process: signal transduction; regulation of MAPK cascade. Gene Ontology annotation, cellular component: COP9 signalosome; cytoplasm; plasma membrane.
UUCACAGUCAAGGCUGGCUCCUGUGUCUUGCCAGUGGUGGAGAAGGCAGAGCAACAAUCUUGGUUUGUUUCCUUGCAACACCGCGUUUCGUGUCUGUUUGCUAGUUUUCAGCCGUGGAGAGAGCUUUUGCAGUGUAGUCUGUCAACUGUCUUCUUUAGAUUAGUGCCCGUUUAAGAUCGGCAGCCACUUCACCUAUUUUUCUGGUUUACAUCGAAGAGUGCCUGGUCCGUAGCCGAGUGUGGCUCACGAUGGAGGCUAUCACCCUGCACGACUUCCACGCCACUGCGGAAGAUGAGCUGUCCUUCGCGAAGUCCUCUAUCAUCAAAGUUUUGGUGAUGGACGAGGAACAGAGCUGGUACAAAGCCGAGCAGAGUGGGCGAGUAGGAUACGUGCCGAAGAACUAUAUCAAGCUAAAGGAACAUCCGUGGUUUUUUGGCCGGAUUACACGAAGUAAGGCAGAGGAGCUUCUACUCCAACAGUCCAUCGAUGGUGCAUUUCUAAUUCGAGAGAGUGAAAGCACGCCAGGUGAGUUUUCCCUGUCCGUAAGGUUUCAAGGUCAAGUACAGCACUUCAAGGUACUACGCGAUGGUGCAGGCAUGUAUUUCCUUUGGGUGGUCAAAUUUAACUCGCUCAACGAACUCGUCGAGUACCAUCGGACCUCAUCCGUUUCAAGAACGCAAACAAUCUACCUACGAGACAUGUCGGCAGGGGAGACCGAAGUCAAAGUGCGAGCGGUAUACGACUUUGACCCACAAGAAGACGGCGAGCUUAUGUUCCGGAAAGGGGACAUCAUUGUUGUCACAGACAAGAAGGACAAGAAUUGGUGGCACGGUAAAUGCGGUGGUCGAACAGGAAUGUUCCCAGUACCUUAUGUGGAGAUGAUCAACUGAUUAUCAAUAGACACGCGCGCACACACACACACCCGCACAUUGAAUGUGCUUGCUGAUCGUCCGACUCGACCACUGCCUGCUGCAACCCGUCGUUUGCUUUGUCCUUCUGUCCUGUCGCUUUGUGUUUGUUGACAUUGUCUAUUGCUCACAGCCACAACCCUUCCCCCUUCUAUUCUCCUGUGCCGUUUACUGGGCGCGCGCCCGUGUGUGUCCUUUAGCUUCGCCCCGCAACAAUUUAUUCGUCGCAAGCGACCGCCUUUUUGUUGUCUCCUUCAACUCUCUGUUAUGUUGGUCAACCUCGGCAACAGCAACAGCUGCAGUUGCCGUUGCUAUUCAUGUGUGUGGUCUUAGCGAGCCUGCACUCUAUAACCUUCCCACAGUGGAAGCACACGGGGAGACUACAGCAGUCAUCUUAUUUCUUUACUCUUUGAAGUGGGGCUAAAUUUUGAAUUUCCAUUUCUUCUCGUUGUUUUUUUGUGUCCUUCGUGUACUCACUGAAUGCGUGCGCAUCGCGUCGCGUAUGCCAGAUUAAACUUAAUGAUUACAAUGCUGGAUUUGGUCAGCUGAGAAUGCCUAUGUGCCAUUGUUGCCGCCAUUGUUCCCAUCAUCUGCUCACUAACCACCAAUGCCAUUGUGCAAUGACAACAAAGUUAUGCUUUAGAGUUGUUUCUUUUCUUGGUGUGUAUUUCAGUAUUGUUGACAUGAACUCGACUUAUUUUUUGCCCGA